Messenger RNA from Alligator mississippiensis (American alligator), 2545 nucleotides. Its product is annotated as probable 2-ketogluconate reductase. The record is from RefSeq and is a predicted model, not a curated record. The transcript has 7 exons. Gene Ontology annotation, cellular component: cytosol. The coding region runs from base 160 to 1296 and encodes 378 amino acids. Gene Ontology annotation, molecular function: NAD binding; hydroxypyruvate reductase [NAD(P)H] activity; glyoxylate reductase (NADPH) activity. Lineage: Eukaryota; Metazoa; Chordata; Crocodylia; Alligatoridae.
CUGAACGUCAUCUUUCCUUGUGACUUGCUGAUUCUGCACUUCUGGAUUUGCAGCAAGACUAGAAAAGGCAAAUUGCUCAGCUCUCUGAAAUAUCUGCAAGAAGUGCUUCUAAAGAGCCCUGGCACCUGGUCGAGAAGCAAGGAGUCCCCUGGCCAUUCAAUGAGCCGUGGUUGUGGGGGCAAAACCAGAAGCAAAACCGGAAGUGCCCCCACUUCUCUGCAUCGCUUCCCAAGUACCCCCUGGUUGACAUCCCCUCCUCUAAGGUGUUUGAGUCUCUUCAACUCCAUCUGUAGGCUGACUGUGAAAAUUGUCAUGGAAGAGAAGGAGCUGCCUUAUGUGUUGACAGACAGUAUAGGAGGGACACAUGGAGUGUAUUUGGAGCACACGGAGUUUCUGAAGAAAUAUUUUAACCUUGUUGCCAUGAAGGAAUUUCUUGAAAACCAAAAAUGUUUUGGUGAAAAGAUCAAAGCUAUUUAUAUAUGGUGGCAAAAGCCAGCUGUUAACCAGGAGCUGCUCCAGAGCCUUCCUAACUUAAAGAUGAUAGCAAACUUUGGGGUAGGAGUGGAUCACUUGGAUUUGAAACUGAUCUCUAGCUUUGGAGUGAAAGUGACCAAUACCCCGUUUGCUGUGUCUAAUGCCACUGCAGACCUGGGCAUAGCUUUAAUGCUAGCAUCUUCCAGGAGAUUGGUAGAAGGAUGUCAGAUUGCAGUUUCCCCAGACACUGAGCAGUUUGCUGCUGACUGGCUGGGAGAGGAUGUCACUGGGGCGACCCUUGGGAUCAUUGGAAUGGGCAGGAUUGGCUAUAAAGUGGCCAAGCGGGCCAAAGCCUUUGACAUGAGAAUUCUGUAUCACAACAGGAACCGGAGAAAGGAGGAAGAGGAGCAGGCUGUUGGUGCUUGUUACUGUGAAAAAAUGGAAGACUUGCUCCAGAAGUCAGAUUUUGUGAUGUUGGUUGUGAACCUGACACCUCAGACACACAAACUGAUUGGGAAAAGAGAACUAGAGCUGAUGAAACCCACUGCUACUCUCAUUAACAUCUGCAGAGGCCCAGUGAUUGAUCAAGAUGCACUGGUGGAAGCACUUCAGAAUAAAGUUAUCAAGGCUGCUGCACUGGAUGUGACUUACCCUGAACCUCUGCCAAGAGAUCAUCCUUUGUUAAAAUUAAAGAACAUUAUAAUUACUCCUCACAUUGGAACUGCUACUAAACACGCACGGUGGCUCAUGAUGAAGAGUAUGGUUGAAAACAUAUUUUCUGCUCUGAAUGGUUUUCCUAUCCCUAAUGAAGUAUUUCCUUAAUGUGACUUCUGUCUCUAGUGGGUUAUGGAAUAGAGAAGAUCCCACACAACUUACUGAUUCAUUUGAUGCACUAGCUGGGGGAGUAUCUAGUUGACUGCACAAUUUCACAAUGAUUGCACACUUAAUUCAUAUAACACAAUUUUAUUUUAAAAUUCUUUGCUACACAUAUAACACUGCUUAACUUUAAGAAAUACCACAAACAUUAAGAACACAAUAACUACAUAUAUCAGAAACAAUGCUCCAAAUGCACUUCCUUCCCAAACAAUGCUAUAAGAAUUAGUAUUACAAAAACAAUUACAAUUACAACUAAAAGUUAAAUUUGAAUCAAUACUAUUAUUUUCAUAAUAUACUUACAAUCCUAGAAUUCCGUGAAGCCAAACACCUAAAUAUGGUUUCAUUCCUCAGUAGUAUGGUUCAAUGGUCUGGCUUCAAUACUGAUAGGACUAAGUCCCCUUCCUUCAGUCCCUUUCGGGUGCUCCGCGGCUUCAGCAUGAACUAAGAGAUUCGUGUUCACGGAGAGGGUGGUUCAAGGGAUCAGUCUGAUCUGGCCUACACUUGCAAUUCUUCCUUUGUUGUUCUGCAAGUGAAGUUACCUCCAAAUUGGGACAGUAGGUUACGGUUUUUAUUGAGUGAGUUGCCGUCUUGGGCCCCUCCUACCCAAACCUGUCACUACUCCCAAAUUUGGGCUCAGAUCUUACUUAACAGAUUCUUUUGAUUGGUAAUUAGUUUUUUGUUGACCAUUUUAAUUACUUUGAGGAAUUUCCAUAUCACUGAAUUGACUUUUAUUUCCAAUCUUUUAAAAGGCUCCUAGGUUUGAUUUCUCGGAAUGUGGGAUGUUUGCUUAAGAGUCAUUUUUAUGUUAGCUUUGUUAAAGGCCUCUAAAGAUAAAAUUCAAGAGUUAAGACUUUGAGCAAAGUCAGGACCUUCUGCAUGUAGACCAAAACAAUGGCCUAGAUAAGACGAUAAAUCUUGUCUUCUUCCUAAACUGGCUAAUGGGCAACUAUUACAAACAUUCAAAUAUUACAUUCAAUAUGACAACUUCUAUUUGGCAAUAGCUAAUGUUUAUAUUAAUGAAAGGAAAUACUAAUUUGAAUCUUAUGUAUAUAAUUAGUUUAUGCGUGUUAAACAAUAACAUGUAGAAGUAAAAUAUUUGUUUUUAAGUUUAUUUUGAUUUAACUAUAAAAAAUUCUUCGUGAAAAUCAUGGAGUACUUCAUCCUAAGCUUAACAUGAAUGAGUAACUUGGCUGCA